AUGUUGACACCCCCCCUCCUGCGUCGCCGCCCCAGCGCUCCGCUCCGCCGCCUGCGCCCGCGCGACGGCGUCGACCGCGAGGAUCACCGCGUGGUGCAGCGGGUGGACGUGCCGCAUGUCGCGCGCCGAGGCCACGACCUCUCCGGAGCCCGGAUCCACAAUCACGCACGAGUUCGUCGCUGCUCCGCCGUCGCUCGGCGCCGAGGCGCGGUCGAGCGCGUGCUGCAUGUUCGCGCGCAUGACGGCCGCCUCCACCUCGUCGAUCUGCGAGCCACGGGCGGAGACAGCGCGCCGUUCUGGCCCCGCCACGCGUGA
Pedinophyceae sp. YPF-701 is the source of this 315-nucleotide messenger RNA. The record is from the annotation of a GenBank genome assembly. NCBI's taxonomy places the organism in Eukaryota, Viridiplantae, Chlorophyta, Pedinophyceae.